AUGUCUACAUUUACGUCGCGAUCAAAUAUUGUUACAGGCAAUAAUGAAUGGGUCUUCGUCGAUGAUGAUAAUUUUGAUUAUCAACAAGAAUUAGCUCGUUCGGCAUUUGCUGAUAUGCUUCACGAUCAUGAACGUAAUGUACAAUAUGAAAAAGCAAUUGUUAAAACUAUUCAAAAUCUUGCUAAAUCAACGAAGAAAAUCCAUAUACUCGAUAUUGGUACAGGUACAGGUCUUCUUUCUAUGAUGGCAGCAAGAUCCUUAAAUCAAACAAACAAUACCGAUUGUUCUUUACGUAUAACUGCGUGUGAAGUUUUUCGACCCAUGGCUAAAAUUGCUAAAAAAUGUAUUGAAAAAAAUGGUCUAUCGGAUCGUAUAAAUGUUAUUGAUAAACGAUCAACUGAACUUGAUUUAGAAAAAGAUUUACAAGGUGAUAGAAUCAAUAUCAUUGUUGCUGAAGUUUUCGAUACGGAACUAAUUGGUGAAGGCGGAUUACGAACAUUUUCUGAAGCAUGUAAACAUUUAACGAUAGAUAAUGAAAAUCUUCAUAUAAUACCUGCACGUGCUACUAUUUACAUUCAAUUAGUUGAAUCUUCAAAACUGCAAGAAUUUCAUACAUUAAAAAAUCUUUCCAGUGAAAAUAAACGAAUAAAUAUUCCAAAUGAUUGUCGACAUUUAGCUGGUAAUACAAUCUUUGAUUUAAAUAUAAAUGAAGUCAAAGAUUAUAUUCGUCCAUUAUCAAAACCAAUACCAGUAUUUAAUUUUAAUUUUAAAAAUCUCAAUGAAACGAAUAAUUUUACGGAAGAAACAAUACUUGAAAAUAUUCAAUGUGAUUAUGAUGGACGAAUAGAUGCGUUUAUUAUGUGGUGGAAUCUUGACAUGGACGAACAAGGUGAAAUUCAGCUAGGUACAAUACCAACAUGGUGUUACGAUGACCCAGAAAAAGCUAAAAAUGUUCAAUGGAGAGAACAUUGGAUACAUGGUAUUUUUUAUCCACAAGAACCAAAAAUUAUUAAAGCAAAGGAUCAGGUAUCUUUAUAUUGUUUUCAUGAUGAAUAUAGUCUUUAUUUUGACGUUGGCACAUCUCCGUUUUCUCCUCGUUCGUUUACACCAGCUGUUCUUAGUCGUUUAGCAAUGGCCGCAUUCAAUUGUGACGAACGCCGUCAUAGAUAUAUGCAAGCAUUAGAAAAAUCAUUUUCUAAUUCAUCGAUAAAACAUUGUUUAUAUAUUGGCGAUGGUCUUCUACUUCCAUUACUUAUUCUUGAGAUGUAUCCAAACAUUGAGUUAACUAUUUUACAAUCCUCAAAUGUUCAUUUAGCUAAUUAUCUUGAAGCAAUACUAUCAAAUUCAUCUACUAAAUUAAAUUAUCAAAUUAUUUCAUCAUUAGAUAAAGAUACGAUAGAUCUUCAAACGAUCGAUAUGAUUCUGUCGGAACCAUUCUUUACGAAAUCGAUUUUACCAUGGGAUAAUCUUCAUUUUUAUUAUCUUAUUCAAAAAUAUCGUUCAAAAUUUCGUUCAGAUAUAAAAUUAUUUCCAGAAACAGCACGUAUACGUUGUUUAGCAUUAGAAUUCGAUAAUUUACAUAAAAUUCGUUCACCAGUUCGGCAAUGUUCUCAGUUUGAUUUAACACCAUUUGAUGAGCAAAUUUUGAAAGCGUCAGUAGAUGUUGAUGAAACAAUUGAACCUCAAUCACUAUUUGAAUAUUCAUCAAAGAAACCGACACUUUCAUCAAUUCGUGAUCUUAUUCAAAUUAAUUUCAAGAGAAAUUAUUAUGAUAAAAGUGAAAAAGUAGACUUAGAAAUUCCAAUUACUGCAAAUGGCACGUGUAAUGGUAUUGCUUUUUGGAUCGAUUAUGAAUUAAAUGAAAACAUAUGGUUAACAACCGGUAUUGAACAUGAGAAUGAUUCUUGGGUGAAUUAUUCAAAACAAGGUGUUCAUCUUCUACCGACACCAAUUCAGAUGCAAUCAGGCACGAAAUUAAAAAUUAGUACUGGUUUUGAUUUUAAACAAGGACAAUUUCUUUUUGAUAUUAUUUAUUAA
Molecule: messenger RNA, 2037 nt
Organism: Rotaria socialis
Lineage: Eukaryota; Metazoa; Rotifera; Eurotatoria; Philodinida; Philodinidae
Source: the annotation of a GenBank genome assembly